AUGCGACCACCACGCUUGAUCGUGAUUGUGUUUUGCCUGCUCUUCUUUCCGAUCCUGCUCACUUUCUUGUCGGCACUAACCACAUCUUCCCGCGUCUCUACUCCAAGUUCGUUUGCUGGUCAAGCGACGGGUCUUCAUGCCCUUUUCUCCUUCAAUCUGCCCUCGUCGCUCUUUCCGCCAUCCGCAAUCAUCAGCUUGACCGAUGACAAUUCAACUUUUUUCCUGGCCAGACCUGCUGCGUUUGGGCCAUUGCUUCCCGACAAGGGCCUGAGCGGUCAACUCUGGAUUGGAAGCGGCUUCGGAGAACGAACGACGGCGGGAGCGGAAGGUGAAUUAGGCUGCUCAGAUAUCCCAGGAUGGGGUGAAGGUGAUUCUCACCAACCAGGCACGGCCGACGGAACUGCGGGUGGACCACGAAUUAUAACCUCGAGUGAGGGUACGAAAAAACGCGCAGAUGCCCACGCAGAUGUUGAUACCUCUCGUCCGCAGAAGGAGAGAGUAAAAGCCGGCCCAGUUACUGACGACGGAACCGAUGAUCAUCUGCACCAUCCGCUUUCAGAGUCUACAGGGACAGAUGUCACGGUCAUGGAAAAGUCCGGAGACCACUCUUCGAACCUACCCACAGCUCAUGCCGAUAUCCAAUCCUUGCAGGAAAGUGCCGAGAUCGACGGCAAGGUGGUCUUGCUCAGUCGAGGCGGCUGUGGCUUCCUCGAGAAAGUCAAAUGGGUGCAACGUCGAGGAGGCAUUGCUCUGAUUGUUGGAGACGAUACCCGGGGAGGGAGCUUGGUGACCAUGUAUGCACGGGGUGAUACAUCUAACGUGACAAUCCCUGCCCUGUUCACCUCCCACACUACCGCUCACCUGCUUUCCUCGUUGGUUCCACCUCAGAUGGUGGAAAGUACGGAGACGGGUGACGCUACAGCUACACAAACUAGCCAGCCAGGUCAUCGCACUUUGGGCAAGCAACAACUUCAUACAGCAACGACCACAGCGGGGGCUGCCUCAACUACACCCACUAAGCACGCAAUGGAUGGGGCUAUCGUGGCUCCUGUCAAACCGAAAGGUGGCCUUGUCCAUGCUUUGCUGUCUUUUCUAGGUCUGGGUAGCAGUGGGAGACACCCCUGGUUCUCACCAGAAGACAGCCACCGUCCACCAAAUAGUGGUAACAUCAACUGGGUUAUGCUAGAUCCAUGGGAUGAUCACUUGCCGACCCAGCCUCAGGCUGAUGUCGGCCGCGCCCAAACAAAGGCAGGCAGUGCCACUCCUAAUCGGAAGAAACAUGGAUUGGUCUCGAGCGGCUCAGAUGCAGAUGGGUUCGUAAUUGGGGUCCAGGACUGGCGAGAUCCAGACCUUGUUCCCGCGAAAGGCAGCGCUUUGCCGAACCCUACUGCGAUUGCAGCAAAUACCGAAGGGAGCAGCAUUCAAAGCACUGGCAAGGGAUCUCAAUCCACCGCUGCUGCUCUGAAGGGCGGCAGCAUUACGCCGGGUAGCGGCGAGUAUCGCACCGUCGACAAGUCUGGUGCUUCGCAGAAAGGAAGUGGUUCUCCAUCUCAAAGCACGUAUCAUGGCAGCAAUGGUGAAGAGCAGCCGUCUGGAAACAGCUGGCUUUCUAAGCUCUGGUCAAGUCAUGAAGAGCCUGAGACGAGCCGGGAAUCCAGCGGCAAGAACAUGGAUGCCGCAGAAGAUAAGAUCCGCAAGCCUUCUAUGACCAGUAAAUCAGACGCGACGACCGCCGAUCACGAAGGCUUGUGGGUCACCUUGACGCCAACGAGCAUGUCUACAAGCCCGUUCUUCGAUACCUUGCUUGUUCUAGUUGUCAGUCCGCUCCUUACAUUAACCGUGGUCUACAUUCUGCUGUUGCUCCGGUCCCGCAUUCGUCGUCGGAGAUGGCGGGCCCCGAAGUCCUUGGUGGAUCGUCUUCCCGUGCGCACAUAUCACACCAUUACCACCCGGUCUUCCGCCUCAAGCUCACCGCGGUCCGUUAGCCCAGGGCCUGUUUCGCCUACGUCGCCCCUGCUGGGCUCUCAAAGUCACUCGGACAUCAAGGGCGCACCCAAAACGUCGACCACCAAGAAGGAGAAGUCCGGCUCAACUCUCUGGCGACGUAAGUACACGGGACGACAGGUCGAGUGUGUUGUCUGCUUGGAGGAGUACGUCGAUGGAGAAAGCCGUGUGAUGAGUUUGCCUUGUGGGCACGAGUUCCACGCUGAGUGCAUCACGCCUUGGUUGACGACGCGCCGACGAACAUGUCCGAUCUGCAAAGGUGACGUGGUUCGGUCGAUGGCUCAGAGCAAGGUUGGUGAUGCACGCGAUGCAGCCGCGGAGCAGACAGUCGGCGAAAGCGACCAUUCUCGCGACCUUGAGUCCCAGCACAGCGCAUCCUCGGCUCCGGUUCCGAUCACAUCAGGCAGCGAGGACGAGCUAUCCGACGUGGAACACCGCGCCGACACGGAUGCAGGGCUCCUCGAGGCACACGCAUCGUCAGCGCCACCCACCUGGCGGAAUUAUGCAACGUUGAGCUACUCGGCCCUCAGUGGGGAUACAAUUUGGCACCAAGCACCGGCGGAAGGGCGGCGAUAAGCGGCCGCCAAAAAAAACUUGUCUUCCCAGCGUUUGGAUUCGAGCACGUGUUGCAUUAGCGAUGUUUUGAUAUCAGUGUGGCUUGGCGUUUACGGGUUCAGUGGGCGUGCUGGCGCGGCUCAUACCAGGAGCCAGGCACAGUGCUGUCGAUGAGGGAAACUGAGUGCGGGUGGCUAGAUAGCAUUGCUUGCUUACCAUAAUCAUAGCGUCAUUUUGAUGGUGUACAGAGUACGCUUUGUGUAGUUGACCGCAGCUGGUGUAGUAGUGCUAGGUUUACAAUCUCCUGCUAC
This is a messenger RNA of Aspergillus saccharolyticus JOP 1030-1, 2870 nucleotides long. RefSeq names its product PA and RING finger domain protein. Bases 1 to 2580 code for a protein of 859 amino acids. The record is from RefSeq and is a predicted model, not a curated record. The transcript has 2 exons. NCBI's taxonomy places the organism in Eukaryota, Fungi, Ascomycota, Eurotiomycetes, Eurotiales, Aspergillaceae. Gene Ontology annotation, molecular function: zinc ion binding.